UAGUCGGAGCUGUUUGAAUGAAGUUGCUGCAUCGUGGAAAAACUGCCUGGUGUUGUAGCUCAGCUUUUCUCGUUUGAUAAAUCAUCAGAAAUGAGUUCAACUGAGAAUCUGAGAGAGUUUAUCGUCGAGCGACUAACUGCUGCUGCUGAAGACAUUUUUGGGGUUUUUCAGAGAACUGUCGUCGAGUACGAGGCAGAGAUCGAUCGACAGCGCACACUGCUGGAUAUCGUUUGGCAACCUCACGUCAGCGUACACAGAAAAAAUGUCCCACAGACACAUGUGAGUAAAGAGGGGGAGCAGCUCUGUAACCAGGAGAGGACCUUCAGUCUGGACCAAGAGGAGCCAGAGCCUCCACAGAUGAAGGAGGAGCAGGAGGACCUAAGUCAGGGGAGAGAGGAGCCCAUAGUAAAGCAGGAGACUGAGACAUUCAUGUUGACUCCUGCUCAUGAGGAGAGUGACCACAAUGAACCUGAGCAACAAAGUGAACAGCAUCUCCUCUCUCACAACUCCCAUGUUACAGAGAAUCAAGGCAUCCAAGGAAACGAGCAUGAAGACUCAGAAUCAAGAGAAAAUUCAGAACCAACAAAAAAUAGAAGAUGUAAGAAGAAAAGACUUCAGACAACUCAAACAUCAGAGACUGAUUGUAAUCCUCAUCAAGGUCAAACGUCUUUCAAAUGUGAUACAUGUGAUGAAGAGGUUAAGAACAAGUCAGAAUUACAGACACAUCAGUGUGUCCAUGAUGGUAAGGAGACGCACUCGUGCAAGAUUUGUGGGGAAAUUUUCAGCCACAAGUAUGAUUUGACUAAACAUAGAAGAUCCCACACAGGCGAGAGGUCUUUCCCCUGCCUUACUUGUGGGAAAAGGUUUGUUAGGGUCUCAGGCUUGAAUGUCCAUAACAGAAUUCACACAGGGGAAAAGCCUUUCACCUGUGUGACAUGUGGCAAAUCUUUUGGUGUUAAAUUUGACUUGAAAAUUCAUAUGAGAACUCACACAGGUGAGAGGCCUUUCUCCUGUGCUACCUGUGGGUCAACAUUUACCCAGAAAAGUCAUUUGACUACUCACAACAGAAUUCAUACAGGUGAAAAACCAUACUCCUGUGAAACAUGUGGCAUGUCUUUCAAAGUAAGAGAGGUAUUGAGGGUCCACAUUAGAACACACACGGGUGACAGGCCUUUCUCCUGCAGCACAUGUGGAAAAGCAUUCUUCCAGAAGAAACAUUUAAAUGCUCAUGAAAAAAUACACACAGGUGAGAAACCUUUCAGCUGUACCACCUGUGAGGCAAAAUUUGCCCAGAAAAAUCAUUUGGAUAAGCACAAAAGAGUUCAUACAGGUGAAAAACCGUUCUCUUGCAAAGAAUGCAACAGGUCUUUCACAGAUCAUGGUGUCUUAAGAAUUCACAUGAGAAGAGCUCACACAGGUGAGCGUCCAUACCUCUGUAAGACCUGUGGGAAAAGAUUUUUUGACUCAUCUGAUCGUUCACAGCACAUGAAAUUACAUGCAGGCAAGUAGCCAUGUGUACACAGAUGCGGUGGAGAUGAUGUGAUUCCAGUUGUUGCUGCAUGUCUGUAUUAAACAUAAAACAGUUUGUCAUUAAGCAGAGAUUCACGUUGCCGUACUGUGAAGAUGUGGCUCAGUUUUAACCUUUUCCAGGAUAAAUAUUUAAUUGUUUACUAAAAAUAUCUUUUCAAAGUUUUCUUUAAAACUCAAACUUUCAUUAAGCAGUCUCUCAUGUAAAGUUUUUCUUUGCAGUGUUGUCCACUAAGUGUUAUUUCAUCUGUUAAAAUUAACUUUUGCAUUUGCAUUAGUUUCUGAUCUGUUGAUGCUUCGGUAUUGAUAGAAACACAGAGCAUUGUUCUUACUGGAAGCCCAAAAUGUUUUACAUCACAGUAAGUUUGACCUUUGUGAAAUAUACACUGCCAAGAUCAAUUAUUAAGUGUUUUCCAGAAAAAUCCUUCAAAAGUUUUCUUGUAAUGUAACAAAACCACAACCA
Molecule: messenger RNA, 1990 nt
Organism: Cheilinus undulatus (humphead wrasse)
Lineage: Eukaryota; Metazoa; Chordata; Actinopteri; Labriformes; Labridae
Product: zinc finger protein OZF-like
Exons: 2
Coding region: 91-1509 (472 amino acids)
Biological process (GO): regulation of transcription by RNA polymerase II
Cellular component (GO): nucleus
Molecular function (GO): DNA-binding transcription factor activity, RNA polymerase II-specific; RNA polymerase II cis-regulatory region sequence-specific DNA binding
Source: RefSeq, a predicted model, not a curated record